Molecule: messenger RNA, 1879 nt
Organism: Syngnathoides biaculeatus (alligator pipefish)
Lineage: Eukaryota; Metazoa; Chordata; Actinopteri; Syngnathiformes; Syngnathidae
Gene: mkrn4
Product: makorin, ring finger protein, 4
Exons: 8
Coding region: 101-1285 (394 amino acids)
Biological process (GO): protein polyubiquitination
Molecular function (GO): metal ion binding; ubiquitin protein ligase activity
Source: RefSeq, a predicted model, not a curated record
UUAGGAAUAGUGACGAUCAAACGAUGACGUCACACCCCUAUGGUUCGUCGCUCCGUUAAUUACCGAAGAGAACGCGGCUGUCUGCUAUUAAGAUAGUUGGAUGUGGUAUGUGAGCCAGCUCGCCCAGCAGCAGCGACGCGCGUCGGUGGCCGCGGAUAUGGAUCGGUCGCUUUCAACGCUCAAUGGGAGUAUCUGUUGGCACUUCUUGAAUGGCUCAUGCAGAUAUGGCUCGAGAUGCCAUUAUCGACACGAAUUGCCUGCCGCACCACCAUCGCAAAUUUGUCGUUACUUCCAGAAAGGUGCAUGCUGGUAUGGUGAACGCUGCAGGUACAUCCAUGUCCCUCAACCUGAAAGUGGUGCAGAUGUUGCAGGCCAUAGACUGUCUGUACCAACAGUCUCCCCCUCCACAUUUUCAUCCUCCGUUGCGGCCCAAGGUUCAUCUGACCGAAGAGUUUCAGAGGCUUCUGCUCUUGCACAGGCUGAUGUGUUGCCAAGACGGCAACGCAGGACAUUGAGGUCUGUGGAAAACUCUUCAAACGUCCCAGAUGCUUGGAACCAGAAUGCUGAGAAACGAUUACAAGAUAUUCCUUCCCGAAUCUCAGGCAAGAGAUCAGAACAGUCUUGUGCAAGUCCACACGAAAAAGAGGAAAACCUUCCAGGUAGCAUGGAAGCCGCAGGUGCCGCUGCAGCCUCGUCCGCUGACGGGACCUCAGAGGCAUUCCUCCAGAGUCGAGAUGUCACCUGUGGCAUUUGCAUGGACAAGGUGUAUGACAAGCUGGAUCGCAGUAACCAAGUGUUUGGAAUCUUGCCCAACUGCAGUCAUGCCUUUUGCCUGCAGUGCAUCAUGACCUGGAGAAAAACCAGAGACCUCGGGGCUGAUGUUGUCAAGACCUGUCCACAGUGCAGGGUGAGGUCAGCCUUCUAUGUGCCCAACAAAUACUGGGUUGAAGGACAAGCAAAGGAAAAUCUAAUAGCAGACUUCAAAGAGAAAUUCCGUAAGCGAAGCUGCAGUUAUUAUGCACGAAACAAACACUGCCCCUUCGAGACAGAGUGCCUCUUCCGACACGACAGGUCUGCACGCCGCAGAUCAUUUCUGUGUAAUACAGAUGAUGAUGAUGAUUACGACGAUGAUGAUGACGAUGACGACGAAGACUAUGAUGGUCUCCUUAAUUUUUUCAUUGCCAUGACUCUUCUCCGAUCUGAAGAGGAUGACGACGACAAUGAUGAUGACGACGACGACGACAACUUUGACAUUCCUUUUUUCCUAGCGCAGUAUGGUUUCUGAGCCCCCUUUGCCCUUAACCCAAUUUUCUCUGUGUGGGAAUGGAGAAACAACUGUUGACAUGACAAUGUUGCUGUUAUGACACUGCCCCCUUUGUAUCACUAGUAAUACUUUUGGAGUAGGUGAGGCUCAGUUGUUCUUUAGCAGGUCUUUUGACUGACCUCCCAUCCCUCAACCAGAUAAUUUAAUCUACCUGCUGCAGUGGGCAGCUAGAAAUAAAUGAUUCACAAAACUCAAAUUAUUCUGUGCUAGCUGUACACUGUCUUGAAUGGAUAAAUCAAGCCACAAAAUCAAAGGUUAUAUGUUCCGGCUGUAUUUCUUCCUGCAGCUUUAGUGAUUCAGAGAGACUCAUUGCACAUUUUUCUUUAACCGUCUGAGAUUUCCAAGUGUUCAAAACUGAGUGUUACUGAAAAUCUAUUUUAAGUGUUAUAUGGAUGGUUCUUUUUAAAUUGUCUACUUUAUGGUUGAUGUCCAGUCUUGAUUAUUCCUGCCUCAAUGUACCCUGAUGAUACUCUAACCUAGGUUUUGCCAAUACCAUCAAAAUAUUUUUUAAAAACAAGUUAUAUUCAUACAUUCAAAAUAAACCUUAUUACACAA